Clonostachys solani is the source of this 2376-nucleotide messenger RNA. NCBI's taxonomy places the organism in Eukaryota, Fungi, Ascomycota, Sordariomycetes, Hypocreales, Bionectriaceae. The record is from the annotation of a GenBank genome assembly.
GACUGCACCUUUGAGAAAGGAGACACCAUCAAUAUCUUUGAAAUACAAGACCACAACUGGUGGGUUGGUGAGAAUGCACGGACGGGCCGGAAGGGACAGUUCCCUUGCAACUAUGUGACGAUAACAAAAGGCAUGACCGGUAUGGGCGUUCUGGCUCGGUUUCGCACUGUACAUGAUUUCACAGCUCAGGAAAAAGGCGACCUGGGCCUCCUUGCGGGCCAGACGGUCCUCGUCACUGAACUGACAAACGACGACUGGUGGAAGGGGAGGCUCGCUGACUCCAACGGCCCCGAGGGGAUGUUUCCCCGGAGCUAUGGUGUAGUCAUGCAAUCAUCCCCCACGGAACCUGGACAGCAGUUCCGGAAGAGCCCCAAGGGUGAAUUCGAGGGGUACAGCCAAGUUGACUAUCAUGGCGAUCUUCAUCUGGGCUUGUCAUUCAAGAUCGGGGACAGGCUGCUUUUAUAUGUCCAGCUCAGCACUUUGCUUUCAUGGGGCGUGAACCUGGAGUCGAAUUUUCAGGGAGUCUUCCCCCAUACAUAUGUUCAGCCCUAUGGAAAACCUGACAGCGCAGGCAUCAUCCAGGCUCAGGCCACAGCCGGCUACGACGGCACCGUCGGUGCAAACUUGGCUUUCGUGAGGGGUGAUAUAAUUAUGAUCAAAUAUAUGUUGGAUUACGAAGUCGCAUGGGCAAGAAACAGCAGGACAGGUUUCGAGGGUCUUUGUCCGGAGGCUCUCAUCGGGCCCGCCGUCCCGGCAGACAAGAAUGCCUCGAAAUCUCCCAAAAUUCCAUUGUAUUCACCGAACAAUGUGACUGCAUUAUACACCUGGCUUGGAGAGUCAGAAGAGGAUAUGAAAAUUCUCAAAAAUGACCAGAUCUUGGUCAUUGAAAAUUUGGGUGAUGAUUGGUGCAAGGGCGUUAAUUGGCGCACUGGCUUGACAGGCGUAUUUCCCAGAACGUACGUUCGCUUCCAAGAGAUCGCAAACUCUCAAGGUGGGCAAAAAUCCCCGGGGAAUGUCGACAUGUUGGCUGCCUCUCAACCUCAACCGGCCGCUGCGAUUUCUCCGACGCAACAUACUCAGAUACCACCUUCUCUCCCACUUGUCAAACCUGUAUCCCGAAGCGGGCCUGUGAGGCAACCUGAACCGAUGCCGGCAGCUGCAACUCCUCCGACGGAGAGCACUCAAAUCCCGGUUUUGAAACCACCUACCAGACCUGUGUUGGGGAGCAGAUUGGACACUGACUUGGUCCGUGACUCGAAGCUCGAUACGUCGUUCACUGCCGAAGACGUGGUCUGCCAUACCUCCUAUACAUUCCACCCUAGAAACCGUCAUAACCGUAUCAUCGUGGAAGAGAAAUGGAAAGUGGAAAGAUAUCUCGGACGCGGUGGCUUUGGUCAAGUUGAUCUACAGAAGUGUGUGCAAGGACAGAAGGAGGGUGAACUCCGCGCCGUGAAGAAGAUCAUCAAGAACCCUUAUGAUGAUGAAACCAAGAGAAUAAAUUAUGACCGGGAGCUUGAGGCGAUUGCCAAGUUUUCUCAUGAGAAGGCAAGUGAGAAUCAAUCCAUAUUCUGGUAUAGACAGGCUGACCGGUUAUUUUCUUUACAGUACGUCCACUGUUUUGCACGCUCGUCUGGUUGGUACGAGAAUGAAAGUGCCAUCUUCAUUACCAUGGAGUAUUUUGAAAACGGAGAUUUGCAAAAACACAUGCGAGGCCGCUUCCCAGAGUUUGAGGUUGGACAAAUCACCUCACAAAUCUUGGAGGGUCUUAGUUAUAUGCAUGAUAACGGAUUUGCUCAUAGGGAUUUGAAGCCUGCUAAUAUCCUGGUCAAAGAACGUUCGCCGAAUUGGUGGGUCAAAAUCAGCGAUUUUGGAAUCUCCAAGCGUGCCAGCGGUGACCACACGGCGCUGCACACCCUUGUUGGGACACCGCGAUACCUUGCUCCGGAGGUGAUGAGAAUCUUCUCCCCAGAGGAUACUGAAGAUCUGGACAGCGACACCAUGGCUUAUACCGUGGCAAUUGACCAGUGGGCGCUAGGGGCCAUCGCCUUUCAACUCCUGGCCAGCAGAGAUCCGUUCCCGCAACCGCGCUCUCUUCAAACCUAUGUACAUGGCAAGGAGCCCUUCCCCUCUAGUGUUUUGACAGCUUUGCGAAUAAAAGAGCCAUGUAUCGAGUUCCUGAAGGCCCUUCUUGCACCGAUUCCUUCCCGCAGACCAAAUGCAAGCUCAGCUUUGAAACAUCCAUGGCUGGAAGAGAUCAGCCAAUCCCCCCAGCUUGUGGACGAAAGUGUUACAUUAAUAGAAGAAGAAUUUUCUCAUAUUAAUUUUGAUACGGGAACUGCAAGUAUAUCGUGGACUGAGGCGCUUCAAAAACCUUGA